AUGAAAUAAUAUAACAAAUUUAUCCCUGUCUAUUUGGAAAUAUGUCCAGAGAGAUUAUAUAAAAGAAUUUCAUCAAAUCAACAUAUUUAUUGUUCUUUAUACAAGUGUAUAUUGAAAAAAUUUACAUUUUAUGAAUAAGUUCUACCAAAUCAUAAAUAUGGCAUUACACUACAAUAAAGAUAUUAAUAGGAGACAUUUCUUUUAGAUUCAGAAAAGGAAUUUAGAAAAUGGUUUCUAUUAUUCAAAAGAUAUUUUUUUUUGGAUAAAUUUAAACAAAAAUUUAAAGUACUUAACAGAUCUAAAAUGACAGAUCCUUUAUUUGGAUAAUGCUAUUAUAAUUGCAUUCAUAGUAAUAAUUAUAAAUUAGUUAAAUUGAUUGAUAAAACAAUCAUAACAAAUUAUUAAUUGUAAUGUUUAAGUAAAGCAAUAAGUAACCUUCGUAAAUUGAAGAAUUAUUUUAAUAACAUAGUUAUCCUUUGA
Molecule: messenger RNA, 480 nt
Organism: Paramecium pentaurelia
Lineage: Eukaryota; Ciliophora; Oligohymenophorea; Peniculida; Parameciidae
Source: the annotation of a GenBank genome assembly